Molecule: messenger RNA, 595 nt
Organism: Lucilia sericata (common green bottle fly)
Lineage: Eukaryota; Metazoa; Arthropoda; Insecta; Diptera; Calliphoridae
Exons: 2
Coding region: 34-564 (176 amino acids)
Cellular component (GO): nucleus
Source: RefSeq, a predicted model, not a curated record
AUAUUUCUUAGAAAAAUAACUAAUAAAAAGCAGAUGGAAAAGCUGGUGGAUCUGAUGACACAAAAUCCAGAUAUUGCACGGGGAAAGUUUCCAUUUGGGUAUAACAAAAUGCAGCUUAAAGACAAAUGGGAUAAUUUUACGGAGCUAUUAAAUGCCUUGGGACCACCGAUUAGAAGCACUAAAGAAUGGCAAAGAGUGUGGACUCACUACAAAGCCAACUUAAAAAGAAAAUUAGCUGCAAAUAAAAAAAACUUUCAAGCUACAGGUGGUGGUCCGUCCACAGAAGUAAGUUUGAGUCCACUAGAACAAAGCACUGUGGAACUUGUCUCAAUGCAAUCGCAAGUCAACCCAAAUGGAUCUGCAAUGGGAUUGGACAUUCAAGAAGAUUCCGAUGAGGUGGAAUCAAUAUUUGUACCUUUGGAAGCUUCAACGCUUCCUGAGCAGCAUAGUCCGGAAAGAGAACUGCCAAAAAGUCGCAAGCGGUCAAAAAAUAAGAUGAAGGAAGAUCGCUUGGAAAUACUAAAAAACAAGCUACAAAUCAGGAGGAAAUCUUGCGGACAUUGAAACGCAUGGAAAAGAAUUCAUACAAAAACUA